This is a messenger RNA of Manihot esculenta (cassava), 2779 nucleotides long. Its product is annotated as protein VAC14 homolog. Gene Ontology annotation, biological process: positive regulation of kinase activity; phosphatidylinositol biosynthetic process. NCBI's taxonomy places the organism in Eukaryota, Viridiplantae, Streptophyta, Magnoliopsida, Malpighiales, Euphorbiaceae. The transcript has 21 exons. Gene Ontology annotation, cellular component: endosome membrane; PAS complex. Bases 373 to 2475 code for a protein of 700 amino acids. The record is from RefSeq and is a predicted model, not a curated record.
AGUUUUAGCAUAGAAAUAGCAUCUCCGUGAACAGAAAAGGGUGUCUUUCACCUUUGAAAAUCUCAUAAAACCCAAACAAUAAAAAAGAAAAAUAAAUAAUUAAAAGAGAAACUUAUUUUUCUAUCCAGAACGAAGCACACGGACACAGAGAAAAGCAAAUCAGAUUUCCAGUUCCUGUAAUCUCUUCAUCAUCAUUAUCUUCUUCUUCUGAUCUCUGUACGAUGCGAACCUAAGAGAAGAAGUUAACCAAAAUGUUUAGAUUCGAACAGGAGAAGAUCAGGAAACGAAUUUGAUUUCCAGUUUCCUUUCGCGAAGUCACAUCUAAGUGGAUUAAGUGACAGGGAUUGUCAGGGUUUUGGUGUUUCUCCGGAUAUGGCCGAAGCGCUUUCCGUGAUUCCGGCCUCCGUUCUUCGUAAUCUCUCUGACAAGCUCUAUGAGAAGCGCAAGAAUGCUGCUCUCGAGGUUGAAGGUAUAGUGAAGCAGCUGGCGGCUGCUGGGGAUCAUGACAAGAUAUCAGCGCUGAUCAAUUUGUUGACGACGGAGUUCACCUACUCGCCUCAAGCUAAUCAUCGCAAGGGAGGAUUGAUAGGACUAGCUGCUGCAACUGUAGGGUUGACAACAGAAGCAGCCCAACAUCUCGAGCAAAUCGUGCCGCCUGUGCUUAAUUCUUUUUCUGACCAAGAUAGCAGAGUUCGUUAUUAUGCUUGUGAAGCCUUAUACAACAUCGCAAAGGUGGUGAGAGGAGAUUUUAUUGUAUUCUUUAACCAAAUAUUUGAUGCCUUGUGUAAACUUUCGGCAGACUCAGAUGCCAAUGUACAAAGUGCUGCUCAUCUUUUGGAUCGGCUUGUGAAGCUCUCAUAUUGUCAUAUAAUGAAACAGGACAUUGUUACUGAAAGUGAUCAAUUCAGCAUUGAAGAAUUUAUACCAUUGUUGAGAGAACGUAUGAAUGUCCUAAACCCCUAUGUCCGCCAGUUUUUGGUUGGAUGGAUCACUGUGUUGGAUAGUGUUCCAGAUAUAGAUAUGUUGGGUUUUCUUCCUGAUUUUCUUGAUGGUUUAUUUAAUAUGUUGAGUGAUUCUAGCCAUGAAAUCAGACAACAAGCUGAUUCUGCUCUUUCAGAGUUUCUCCAGGAGAUCAAGAAUUCCCCAUCUGUAGAUUAUGGUCGUAUGGCUGAGAUAUUGGUGCAAAGGGCAGCUUCUCCAGAUGAAUUUACUCGAUUAACAGCUAUCACCUGGAUAAAUGAAUUUGUAAAGCUUGGUGGGGACCAACUUGUUCCUUACUAUGCUGAUAUCCUGGGAGCCAUUCUGCCCUGUAUAUCAGACAAAGAAGAGAAAAUUAGAGUGGUUGCUCGUGAAACCAAUGAAGAGAUUCGUGCAAUCAAUGCUGAACCUGCUGAAGGAUUUGAUGUUGGAGCAAUACUCUCCAUCGCUAGGAGUCAAUUAUCUAGUGAGUGGGAGGCCACUCGGAUUGAAGCAUUGCACUGGAUAUCAAUACUUCUAAAUAGGCAUCGAGCUGAGGUCUUAUGUUUUCUGAAUGAUAUAUUUGAUACCCUUCUCAAAGCACUUUCAGAUCCUUCUGACGAGGUGGUACUCCUUGUUCUUGAGGUUCAUGCAUGUAUAGCAAAAGAUACACAACACUUCCGUCAACUUGUUUUUUUCUUGGUGCAUAAUUUCCGUAUUGACAAUUCUCUUCUGGAGAAGCGUGGUGCCUUGAUUAUCCGAAGACUCUGCGUACUUUUAGAUGCUGAAAGGGUCUAUCGGGAACUCUCCACUAUACUGGAGGGUGAAGCUGAUCUGGAUUUUGCUUCUAUUAUGGUUCAGGCUCUGAAUUUGAUCUUACUUGCUUCCUCUGAACUAGCUGAGCUUCGGGAGAUCUUAAAACAAUCACUAGUAAAUCCUGCUGGAAAAGAUUUAUUUGUCUCUUUAUACACUUCAUGGUGCCAUUCACCUAUGGCAAUUGUAAGUCUUUGCUUAUUAGCACAGACAUACCAGCAUGCAAGUGUGGUGAUUCAGUCUCUGGUAGAGGAAGAUAUCAAUGUCAAAUUCUUGGUCCAACUGGAUAAAUUGAUUCGUUUGCUAGAAACUCCAAUCUUUGCUUAUCUUAGAUUGCAGCUUCUUGAACCAGGAAGAUACACGUGGUUAUUAAAAGCUUUGAAUGGUCUCUUGAUGUUACUCCCCCAGCAAAGUGCUGCUUUUAAGAUAUUACGGACUCGUUUAAAAACGGUCCCUUCAUAUUCCUUCAAUGGCGAUCAAAUUAUGGGAACAUCUUCAGGCUCUGAAAUUGGACGUCAUAUUCCUAGUGGAUCGCAAAUAUCCGAGGAUGGUGAUGUAAAGCAGGAGGUUGGGAAGUUUAAUUUUGGUUCAAGGCUUCAGCAGUUGGAGCAAAUACAGUCCCAGCAUCGCAUGCAUGCUAAAUCACGCAACAAUUCUACUACAUUGAAUUCAGGAAAUACAAAGACCAGAAGAUCCCAUGAAUAGGCCUCCUUCAACAUCAUCUAGGAGAGGACCGGGGCAGCUACAGCUUUGAACAUGCUGUUAAUUUCCUGCCUUUGUUCUACAGCUUUUGAUGAGAUUCGAUAUAACUUUAAAAUUUUAUAUCUAGAUUGUUCUGUUGAAUUUAUAGAGAUUGGGAACUGUAAAAAAAAAGGAAAAAGAGAGAAGAGGGAGAGGUAUUGAAGUAAGUAGAGCUAUUAUUUCUCUUUGUAGAAAGAGAAUGACCAUGUGGUUCUAUUAUUUUUCUAUUGAAAGCCACAAGGGCAAGAGCAAAAUGCGUUAGAAAUCA